Messenger RNA from Diprion similis, 743 nucleotides. RefSeq lists its product as uncharacterized. The record is from RefSeq and is a predicted model, not a curated record. The transcript has 7 exons. Bases 1 to 630 code for a protein of 209 amino acids. NCBI's taxonomy places the organism in Eukaryota, Metazoa, Arthropoda, Insecta, Hymenoptera, Diprionidae.
AUGAUUGCUCGUGAAUUAUUAGAGGUAUCAAAGGUGUCGAUGGAGACUCCGAUACUAAUUUUGGGCUCUUCACGAACGUUAAGAAUGGUAUCAGCAUUAUUCAAUCUGGUUCAAUUGACACUAGGUACCAUUUGUGUUGGGAUGGCUACGUGGGACAUGAAGCUCAACUUUACAGAGUUGAUAUUCCACAGUGGCGUGGGGAUUUUCAAAAAAAUUUCAGAUAACCGCACUGGGUUCCUGAGCUCGAUAUUGAAGUUCACAACUUGGUUGCCCGCCGAUGAAUACGCUCGUACAACGAUGGAUCAACUGACUGGGCGGAUUCUUCUAAUUGCAAUUACAUCAUUCUUCGUGAUUGCUACAUACAUUUUUUUCGUUUGGUACAUAGCAUCUUUACUGUCUGGGACAAUGACACGAAGUACACUCAUUAACGAGGUGAUCUAUCACUCAACCGGUUUUGCGGCGCACUUUUUAGCCUCAUCGAUCCUUUUUAUGCAAAUUGAAGAUGUAGGAAGUGACUACUACAUGAAUCGCGGAACGAUGUUGACUUUGGCGGCGAUGGUUAUGGCCAACUCCAUUUUGUAUCUCAUGGGAUUCGGGUUGACUCUGCUGCUUUGUAGACGAAUUAAGUAAUGCGGCCAAAAUGUAAUUCAUGAUUGAUAGACUUGCAGUGGAUUUGCAGUUCAGAGAACUUUCCAUUGAUCUCUACCGAUACCUAUAUACCCAUAAUAUUGAUAUUCAAUUCA